Messenger RNA from Lotus japonicus, 750 nucleotides. RefSeq names its product transcription factor MYB54-like. The transcript has 3 exons. Gene Ontology annotation, molecular function: RNA polymerase II cis-regulatory region sequence-specific DNA binding; DNA-binding transcription factor activity, RNA polymerase II-specific. The coding region runs from base 1 to 750 and encodes 249 amino acids. Lineage: Eukaryota; Viridiplantae; Streptophyta; Magnoliopsida; Fabales; Fabaceae. The record is from RefSeq and is a predicted model, not a curated record. Gene Ontology annotation, biological process: regulation of DNA-templated transcription. Gene Ontology annotation, cellular component: nucleus.
AUGUCAUCCGUAGUACCUGACAUGGAGAAAGCUUCGGGAUCAGCUGGUGGUCAAGGUCGCAAGGUUUGUCAUCGUUUGCAUUGGACGAUCGCUGAGGACGAAAAGUUGUCAGACCUUGUUAAGCAACAUGGUCCGAAGAACUGGAUUACAAUUGCUCAGAAUUUUGAAGGAAGAACAGCCAAAAGUUGCAGAACAAGGUGGUGCAAUCAUCUUGAUCCCCGAAUUGACAAAGGUCCAUUUACACCAGAAGAAGAAGAGAGGCUACUCGCGGCUAAACGCGUUCACGGGACCAAGUGGUCACUCAUAGCCAAGAGCUUCUCAGGUCGAACGGACAAUGCACUUAAGAAUCAUUGGCAUUUAAUAACGGCACGUCAGAGGAAAUCUUGUUUCAUUAGUUCCAGCACUUCUUCAUUUGGGAACGAAUCGAGUUCUCCUAAUAUUGGGGAUUCAUCAUUGAGCAAAGAAGGAGGAGAUAUGUUCAACAACUCUUUAGAAAGCUCAAAGCUUGUUCACUCAAACCCUUCAUCCUUUGGAAGCUUUCAGGGAGCAGCCGCAUUCGCGCUUCCAAUUAUUGUUUCUCCAAGUGAUUAUGAGAACCUUGAUUCUGCUACUAAUAAUGAUGGAGGGAAAGAAAUGGAUGUGGUGAGUAGCUAUGAUAACUCCUCCGGAGAGUCAAAGUUGAGCACUCCUUCUUUUGCGGAGCUCAAGCAAGAGAAUGAACAAACAGAGGAGUCCAAUGAUGAUGUUUAA